Messenger RNA from Arabidopsis arenosa, 2058 nucleotides. The record is from the annotation of a GenBank genome assembly. Lineage: Eukaryota; Viridiplantae; Streptophyta; Magnoliopsida; Brassicales; Brassicaceae.
GUCUUUUAAAAAUAGUUUGAAUGCGAGCUCUCUGUGUUAAGAAAGUUUGUGGCUUUCUCUCGAAACUAUCUCUCAGUUCUUCAAUAUCUUGUCGUCGAUUCUAUGGAUCGAAUUACGGAAGCCAUCGUCGUGGUUUCUCUAAUGAAGAAGCUCUUAUUCUUCGUCGUUUAUCUGAGGGAGGUCUUGUACAUGCACGCCACUUGCUCGACAAAAUUCCUCAGAGAGGAAGUAUCAGCCGUGUCAUUUACUGGACUUCGCUUCUUACGAAAUACGCGAAAGCUGGAUACUUGGAUGAAGCAAGGGUUUUGUUUGAGGUUAUGCCGGAGAGGAAUAUCGUCACUUGCAAUGCGAUGUUGACGGGUUAUGUUAAAUGUAGGAGAUUGAAUGAGGCUUGGACAUUGUUUCGGGAAAUGCCGAAGAACGUUGUUUCGUGGACUGUGAUGCUUACUGCGCUUUGUGAUGAUGGAAGGAGUGAUGAUGCAGUCGAGUUGUUUGAUGAAAUGCCUGAGAGAAAUGUGGUUUCGUGGAACACGUUGGUUACGGGUUUGAUUAGGAAUGGGGAAAUGGAGAAGGCGAAACAGAAGGAUCUUGAUGCAAUAUCACCAAAUGGUGAGACUCUCAUCUCUCUUGCUUAUACUUGUGGUGGUCUUGGUGUUGGAUUUCGUCGUCUUGGUGAGCAAUUGCACGCACAAGUUAUAUCUAACGGUUGGGAAAGUAUGGAUCAUGAUGGAAGGUUGGCGAAAAGUCUUGUUCAUAUGUAUGCAUCAUUUGGCUUGAUUGCUUCAGCGCAUUCUCUGCUCAACGAAAGCUUUGAUUUGCAGUCUUGUAACAUUAUUAUCAACGGUUAUCUUAAGAACGGGGAUUUUGAGCGAGCUGAAACUCUGUUCAGGAGAGUCGAGAGCUUACACGACAAAGUAUCUUGGACAUCGAUGAUCGAUGGAUAUCUAGACGCGGGUGAUGUAUCGAGGGCCUUUGAUCUGUUUCAGAAACUUCACGACAAAGAUGGGGUUACAUGGACUGUUAUGAUCUCAGGUCUUGCCCGAAACGAGCUUUUUGCAGAAGCUGCAUCCCUACUGUCAGAUAUGGUGAGAUGUGGUCUGAAACCAUUGAACUCAACUUACUCUGUUCUUCUUAGUUCUGCGGGAGCCACUUCGAAUCUCGAUCAAGGAAAGCAUUUACACUGCAUGAUUGCAAAAACAACAGCUUGCUAUGAUCCUGAUCUCAUCCUUCAAAACUCUCUUGUCUCUAUGUACGCCAAAUGCGGAGCCAUAGACGAUGCUUAUGAGAUAUUCUCAAAGAUGGUCCGGAAAGAUACAGUUUCGUGGAACUCUGUGAUCAUAGGGUUAUCGCAUCACGGCUUAGCGGAUAAAGCUUUGAAACUGUUCAAAGAGAUGCUUGAUUCGGGGAUGAAACCGAACUCUGUAACUUUUCUCGGACUCCUCUCAGCUUGUAGCCACUCGGGACUCAUCACCAAAGGUUUAGAACUAUUCAAAGCGAUGAAGGAAACCUUUUUGAUCCAACCCGGAGUCGAGCAUUACAUCUCGAUGAUAGACCUUUUAGGCAGAGCUGGAAAACUAAAAGAAGCAGAGGAAUUCAUCUCAGCCCUGCCUUUCACUCCAGACCAUACGGUCUACGGUGCAUUGUUAGGCUUAUGCGGACUCAACUGGAGAGAUAGAGAUGCGGGAGGCAUAGCGGAACGAGCUGCAAUGCGGUUGCUAGAGCUUGACCCAGUAAAUGCACCGGGACAUGUGGCGCUAUGCAACGUGUAUGCAGGACUAGGGAGGCAUGAGAUGGAGAAGGAAAUGAGGAAAGAGAUGGGAAUAAAAGGAGUGAAGAAGACACCAGGAUGUAGUUGGAUUGUGGUAAAUGGAAGAGCUAAUGUGUUUCUCUCUGGUGAUAAGUCUGCAAGUGAAGCUGGUCAGAUGGUUUUGUCAAUCUUUUGUGGUAAUGAAAUGCUUGACGAGGAAGAAGAGAAACCGUUGAGUCUAUUAUGCCAUUGCUGAGGGUUAAGCACAUAUGUUCACUACAGUUUGUGUAUGCUCACAACUUAUUUGUUAA